Molecule: messenger RNA, 483 nt
Organism: Peronospora farinosa
Lineage: Eukaryota; Oomycota; Peronosporomycetes; Peronosporales; Peronosporaceae
Source: the annotation of a GenBank genome assembly
AUGGGCAGCAGCCUCUCCGUAUGUGGCUUUGGCGACAGCGACGGCGACCACGACGCGCAACUGUACCACGAAAGCAAAGACUUUGCUCAGGACUUUGACAGGUUGGCAGCUGAGCGGAAACGUUCUCUCUCCAUGACAACAGACUCUUCUGUCGCGUCUAUCCUGUCCAACUCGGACCAACUUAUCCCGGACGUUUUUCUGCCUAAAGACAUUCAGGUGCUUUCUCAGCGUAGACAGCGCCAGCAUCACCACAGCAAGAACUCGUCAAUGGGGUCGUCCCGAGUCAGCAACUCGUCGUAUCGAGGUGUGGGCUCUGUGCACGUAGCGCGCAAUGCUGCUGACAAAAUCUCUGGCAGUGUGAAUAAAGCUUACGAGUUUGGCAUCAAGACGGCGUCUUCCAGCUUUGGCUAUAGCGAUGACGAGAGCAACAACCCCGUAGUUGUGUCCAAUGCUGUAGUCUGUCUGCCCAGGAUUAUCAAGUAA